GGCCAGUCCAACCCAGACGCUUGAAAAGCAUGAACCGACGGACAUAGUGAAGUGGCCGAGUAACCUGCUGCGGUGGGGAUUCAAAUACUUCCUUCGGCGCCUCCUCUUUCCUUGGCCUUGCCCGGGAUUAUGUUGCACUCAUUGCGAAACCUCGUAAAUCUGGAUGACACAACCAAUCAAACCCGACAUAUGAAUGCUCUACAAGCUCCGAGCGCCAGGUCUAUUGAGCCUAUACGCUGAACUGAAUGCGUGUAAGAUUUUCUGUAAGCGAAGGUAGCAAUAUUCCAUAUUACCAGGAGAGCGGCACACGCUUAACGACACUUUUUAUACAAACUAUUUCCGAGCUGCGCUACCAGAGGCGCUUUUCCCAGGACUUGGGGCGCGAAACCUAUAUUCUUUAUGAUAUUUCCCAUUAUCAAAGUGACAUAAACCUAAUACUGAUACAUCAGGCCCUAUUGACGAUUUCCGACACACAAUCAACACGGCCCAUAUAAUGUCCACGAAGAUGCGGCCACCGUCAAAAGAAGACAAAAAUUCCAACGAUGCCCCAGGGCAGAAGCAGGACCCUAUCGAGAGGAGAAGAUUACAGAAUCGGCUCUCACAACGAAAUCAUCGGCGCAAGAUCCGAGAUCGCAUUGCCAAGCUCCAAGAACGCGUUAUUGCCAGUGAGCUGCGAGCAGCAGCCAGCUUAAACGGUUGGGACCAUCCCAGCACACUUACUCCGUCACCUGUCGAUCGAAUGCCGCCAAUAUUCGACACUGAAGGACAUCCCUCAUCUCCCAUUCAGGAUGCCUCGUCGGCUUUGGGCUCCACGUACUUCCCACAAUCAAGAGUCAUCUGUUCAUCCUGCAAUAGCGCUCUGGGCUCGAUACCCGUCCUAUCUUCUCAGCCAUCCUUCCCCUCCGUAUACGAUACUCCGAAUGACCUCGAUGCCACCUCCCCCUCAUCCGCCCUGAGAAACAGUGUCUACUAUCCUCGGUCGAAUCCUAUCACUCCUGAACUACAGAACAUGAACAACAUUUAUCCCUCGUUGGAUUCCAACCUUCCUCUCACUGAACAGUGGAAUGGUACAGCUCAGUACCCAGGAUCCUCCUUUUAUUACAUAGCAACAGAAGCGUCCCUUCCCCAUAUUAUGCAAGCCAUAAAUUCUGGCUCAUCACGUCCCAAGGCGAUUAUUGUACUUUCACCUAAUAACCAUCCGCCGGGUCUUCCAGCACCCCUUCCAACAUCCCAGUCAUCGCCACCUGGCGGCAGCGCAGUCGAAUUGCCCGCGUCCUCGAGUCCACUGGCUCGGGAACGUCUGCACCCACUAUUUGUCCAAUACACCAAAUGCAGUCUGGAGACAAUCUGCAGUUGA
Aspergillus eucalypticola CBS 122712 is the source of this 1357-nucleotide messenger RNA. It is a transcript of the gene xanC, whose product is annotated as transcription factor xanC. Gene Ontology annotation, molecular function: DNA-binding transcription factor activity. Lineage: Eukaryota; Fungi; Ascomycota; Eurotiomycetes; Eurotiales; Aspergillaceae. Gene Ontology annotation, biological process: regulation of DNA-templated transcription. The record is from RefSeq and is a predicted model, not a curated record. Bases 494 to 1357 code for a protein of 287 amino acids. The transcript has 4 exons.